AUGAUUUCUUCAAGUACUUGGGUUCCAAGAGGUUUUGCUUCUGAAUUCCCAGAAAAAUAUGAAUUAAAUGAUGAAGAAAUGGAAAGAAUAAAUGCAAUGGCUAAUUUAGAAUUAAAUGAUGCAAAAGAAGAUUUAAAAGUAGCAGAAGAACAAGAAGAAGCGCAAGGUAAAAGUUCAACUUCAAAAUUAAAAGAUCAACUUGAAAUAGAUGAUGAUUUAAAAGAGUAUAAUCUUGAGUCUUAUGAUGAUGAAGUAGAGGAAAAUGGUGAAAAAAUAACAAUGUUUCCAGGUUUGUCAAAUACUGGAGCAAAAUUUCAUAAUGAUGAAGAAGAAGAAGAUGCUUAUUUAACCUUACCUACUGAGACUGAUGAUCAAGAAGAAAAGCAAGAAAAUCAAAUAUAUCCAACUGACAAUUUGAUAUUGGCUACAAGAACAGAAGAUGAUAUUUCUUGGUUAGAUAUAUAUAUUUAUGAUGAUGGUGCAGGUUCUCCAAAUGGUGAAGAAGAAGAAGAGGAUAAAUUAGAUCAAGAUGUUGCAAAUGGUUUAGUUAGAGAUCCUACAUUAUAUGUACAUCAUGAUAUAAUGUUACCUGCAUUUCCAUUAUGUGUUGAAUGGGUGAAUUAUAAACCAGCGUCAGAAACAGAUGAUAAUAUAGGUAAUUUUGCAGCUGUUGGUACUUUCGAUCCACAAAUUGAGUUAUGGAACUUGGAUUAUGUCGAUAAAGCAUUUCCUGAUUUAAUAUUGGGAGAACCUAAUAAAAAUUCAUUUACUGCUACAAAAUCAAAGAAAUCUAAAAAAUCAAAAGGUCAUAUAACUACACAUCAUACAGAUGCUAUAUUAUCAUUAUCACAUAAUAAAAUACAUAGAUCUGUUCUUGCAUCCACUUCAGCUGAUAAAACUAUAAAAUUAUGGGAUUUAAAUUCCACUACUGUUGUUAAAUCAUUUAAUCAAAUUCAUCAUAAUAAAACAGUGUCAUCAUCACAAUGGCACCCACAAGAAUCUUCAAUUUUAUUAACUGGAGGUUAUGAUUUUAAUGCUGCUAUUUCAGAUGUAAGAAGUGAUAAUUCAACAAAAUAUUAUAAUGUUGGUAAUGAAGAAGUUGAAAAUGUAAAAUGGAAAAAUCAAUCAGAAAUAUUUUAUGUUGGUACUGAUCAAGGUAAUUUAUAUUGCUUUGAUAUAAAAUCUGAAAAACCAAUAUGGACAUUAAAAGCACAUGAUUCAGGAAUAUCAUCAUUAGAUGUAAAUAAUUUUAUUGGUGAUUUGUUAGUAACUUCAGCAAUGAAUGAUAAAGUUGUAAAAUUAUGGAAAUGUAAUGAUUCAAAAGGUCCUUCAAUGAUUUUAAGUAGAGAUUUUGGAUUAGGUAAUGUUUUAACUUCUUCAUUUGCUAAUGAUAUUGAAGUUGGUGGUAAUUUAAUUGUUGGUGGUAUAACUGGAGGAUUAAAAAUGUGGGAUACGUUUUCGAAUUCAUCAAUAAGACAUAGUUUCAAAUCUGAUUUGAAUAAUUUGCAACUAAAAGCUAGAGAAGAAGCAAAAUCACAAGGUAGAGCUUCUAGAAUAGCAAGAAAAUAUCAAAAUGAUCAACAAGAAAUAACAAUGACUGUAGAAGCAGGUGGUGAAGAUAGUGAUGAAGAUGAAGAAAUAGAGCAAAUGGAAGAAGAAGAAGAUUAUGAUGAAUAG
Molecule: messenger RNA, 1677 nt
Organism: Insectozyma verbasci
Lineage: Eukaryota; Fungi; Ascomycota; Pichiomycetes; Serinales; Debaryomycetaceae
Source: the annotation of a GenBank genome assembly